Molecule: messenger RNA, 1932 nt
Organism: Lodderomyces jiufengensis
Lineage: Eukaryota; Fungi; Ascomycota; Pichiomycetes; Serinales; Debaryomycetaceae
Product: NADH/NAD(+) kinase
Exons: 1
Coding region: 1-1932 (643 amino acids)
Biological process (GO): NAD+ metabolic process; NADP+ biosynthetic process
Molecular function (GO): NAD+ kinase activity
Source: RefSeq, a predicted model, not a curated record
AUGUCGGAUUAUACUCAAAGCCAAUUGACGGCACAAUUGAAAAAUAUGAAUACUGAAGAUUCUAUCAACGAAACUCCCCAUGAAAUGCAAGAUGUUUUUAACAAUGAACCUACACUAAUUAAAACUAAUUCACAUUCACCACGUCAUAUUCCACCAGAACUACAUCCAUUAACAAAAAUAGUAUCACCAUCAGAACCAAUGGAUCUACAGCAAAUUCGUCAAGCACAUCAAAAUCAAAAUGGGUUAUCACAUACAAGUUCAUCAUCAUCAAUAUCAUCAUUAGCAACAGAGGUAAUGAAUCCACAAAUUCCGUCACAACAACAAUCACAACAAAAUCUAAUACAACCUCAACCUCAACAUUCAUCAUUUCGUCGUAAAAAUUCAAUACAAAAAUUUAAUAGAAGUCAAUUUAGUUUAAGUUCAAUAUCAACAAAUCCAACUUCAACUCCUCUAAAUGGAUCAAUAGAUAAUAGUACUUGUUGUUCACCUAAAGAUAUAUUUGUAAGAGAACCACCAAGAAUACAUUCAAAAUUAUAUUGUGAAGAAGUUGGAAUGAACAACAAAACCGCAAAAGAUGUCUUGUCGAGAUUAUCAUCAGAUGAAUUAAGAUCUGUGAAAACUCAUACAGAAUUGGCAGAAACUGCUAAUGGAGUAAGAAUGUUGGCAAAAAAUUUAUCAAGAGCUACUAUACAAUUAGAUGUUAAAGCAGUUAUGAUUGUUACAAAAGCUCGUGAUAAUUCAUUAAUUUAUUUAACAAGAGAAGUUGUUGAAUGGUUAUUUACAAAGCAUGAAGGUAUUACGGUUUAUGUUGAUUCAAAAUUAGAAGAUUCAAAAAGGUUUAAUGCAAAAACUAUAAAAGAAGAAUAUCCAACAGCUAAUAAACAUCUAAAGUAUUGGAAUAAAAAAUUAACUUAUAAAUCUCCAGAAUUAUUUGAUUUAGUAGUUACUUUAGGUGGUGAUGGAACUGUAUUAUAUGUUUCUAAUUUAUUUCAAAGAAUUGUACCACCAGUAUUAUCAUUUGCAUUGGGAAGUUUGGGAUUUUUAACAAAUUUUAAAUUUGAUGAAUAUAAAUCAAGAAUGAAUCAUUGUAUUGAUUCUGGUGUAAAAGCAAAUUUAAGAAUGAGAUUUACUUGUAGAGUUCAUACUGCUGAAGGAAAAUUAAUUUGUGAACAACAAGUAUUAAAUGAAGUUGUUGUUGAUAGAGGUCCUUCUCCAUUUGUUACUCAAUUAGAACUUUAUGGUGAUGGUAAUUUAUUAACUAUUGCACAAGCUGAUGGUUUAAUUAUUGCAACUCCUACAGGUUCAACUGCUUAUUCCUUAUCUGCAGGUGGUUCAUUAGUUCAUCCAGGAGUAAGUGCGAUAAGUGUUACACCAAUUUGUCCACAUACUUUAUCAUUUAGACCAAUAUUAUUACCUGAUGGAAUGUUUUUAAAAAUUAAAGUCCCACUGAGUAGUAGAUCUACUGCAUGGUGUUCAUUUGAUGGUAGAGUAAGAACAGAAUUAAAAAAAGGUUAUUAUGUAACUGUACAAGCAUCACCAUUCCCAUUCCCAACAGUUAUAUCUUCUAAAACUGAAUAUAUUGAUUCAGUAAGUAGAAAUUUACAUUGGAAUAUAAGAGAACAACAAAAACCAUUUAGUUCAUAUUUAAAACCAGAAACUCGUAAAAUGAUUGUUGAAAAUCAAGAUGAAAAUGGAACAAAUUUUAAAGCAAGUAAAGUUGAUGAUGAAGAAGAAGAUUUUGAUAUAAAUUAUAGUGAUCAAGAUAUUAUAGAAAUAAAAUCAUCAAAUUCAGAUGAUUCUAAAGAAACAGAAGAAUUAUGUUAUUUACCAGCAAAUGGUGGUACUGCAACUCCUCAAACAUUUCAACAUUCAGAUGAUAGAUGUUGUUAUGCUCAUCCUCAUGCAAGAAUUUCUUUAAAUGGUUAUAAGUAA